Molecule: messenger RNA, 4031 nt
Organism: Nothobranchius furzeri (turquoise killifish)
Lineage: Eukaryota; Metazoa; Chordata; Actinopteri; Cyprinodontiformes; Nothobranchiidae
Gene: lmcd1
Product: LIM and cysteine-rich domains 1
Molecular function (GO): zinc ion binding
Source: RefSeq, a predicted model, not a curated record
CACUUAACCACGGACAAACGAACGACGGCUCACUUGACCGCAGUAAAAGAAACCUGCUCGCUUCAUGUUGCAGGGGGUGGAGAAGAAAAACAGGCCAGGCGGACAAAUCAGAAGGAAAAUCCAGAGCUUCAGGCCAGAACAUUUGAGAGACAUGAGAGGGAGAAAAAAGGAGAGGGCGAAUCAGAGCGAGUGGAUGAAAGAGGAGACGUCUGGUUGCUGCAGGGCAGCAGGAGCGACUGGGCGGGGAGAGAGGAAGUGUGGUCCACAGCAGAGCAAUUGUUCUGGAAGAACAGAGGCAGACAGAGAGAGGAAGACGAGUGGACAAGAUGGACAUCAGCCCAGCCAUGGAGAAGAUGUCUCUGAAGCCAAGUGCAGCGACGUGCCUGGGAUGUAAGGAGGGCUGCUCUGGAUUUCAGCCACAUUCUUGGAGGAAAGCCUGCGAGGCGUGUGGCUGCAGUACGGUCGACCACGCUCCAGGAAGUAACUCCGAGGACGACCAGCGAAUGGGACGUCUGCUCGCGGACUCACCCUGCUGUCAUCUAACGGCCAAGGUCAAAGGAGGCGGGGGCCUCCGGAUGUACAAGAGAAACCGCAUGAUUGUGACAAAUCCUGUGGUAUCGCGCAAAGACCCGACUUUCAACACAACAACGUAUGAGUGGGCGCCGGCGGGCCUGAAUCAGAAACUGGCCAUGCAGUACAUGGAACUCCUCCCAGAGAGCAGGCAUCCUGUCUCUGGGACCGAUGGCGCCCUGGGACGUCGCAGGCAGCUCCUCAGCCAGCUGCCAGUCUAUGAUCAGGACCCCAUGCAGUGCCAAAGUCUCUCCAGUGAGGAGGAGAUAUCCUCCAUGAUUCUGUUUGUGAAGCAGUACAAACAGGAGGUGCUGGGAGUGGGCGAGGUGGCCUUACCUGGAGAGGGCAGCUCUCUGAAGGAAGCAGCUAAUCAGAGGGCAGCAAAGGAGGCCAAAGUUCAAUGUGACAUGAAGGAUACAGCUCAGCAUCAGGACCACUGCUCGGGCAGUGCUGCUGUGAAUGGAACUGAUGAUAAGAGUGAAUAUCUGUGUUCUGGUUGCCACGGUAACUUAGUGAAGGACAGUCCAGCUGUUUACGCUAUGCAUGCUGGUUACCAUGAUGCCCUGUGGCAUCCCAUGUGCUUCGUCUGCUCAGAGUGUGACCAGGGUCUGGUGGACCUGGUCUACUUCUGGUCCAAUCAGAAGCUUCUCUGUGGACGACACUACUGCCAGUCUGUGUGGCCUCGAUGUUCCGGCUGCGACGAGCUCAUCUUCUGUAAGAAUUUUGUUUCGGGGAAAGAUGGACGGACGUGGCAUCGAGAACAUUACUGCUGCUGGAAAUGUGGUCAGAGCCUGGAUUCUCCCUGUCAGCACUGAAACUACCAAGCAUCAACACAGAGUAACAGACAGAGGAAGUGGGAAGCAGGCAGCUCUGAUCAAAACAAAAAGUACCAAAGAGCUUUAGCAUCAUGCUGGAGAAAAACUGAAGUAAAACAAGGAUGCAGUAUUGAAAUUUUAGCUGAAAUGUUGAGAAAAAAGUCCAAAUGAAAAUAAUGAAACUUUUAAUUUAUUUGUUUCUUAGGUUAAGGCUGCAGCGUCCACAGAGGAACUCAGAACUUGAGUCACAAAACUUCACAAUAAGAGUCACAAACAUUCACACAUACCUCUAAAACAUGAAUAACUAUUGUCGUCCGACAAUAUUCAAAUACUUUGAAUUUAAUUUCAACAUGCCCUUGUUUUAUUUCUUCUUUGUCAUCACAAGGUCAGAAAGAGUUAAAAAUAGAAAUUAUUUCCGCAAAUCCUCUGUGGCUGUUUUGUUUGCCUCUAGGAAUCUAAAUCAACCAGAAUAAAGUGUUGCACUGACGUGAAAAAAAUAAAAAUAUUCUGUUUUCACAGACAAAAGCUGAUUCAUCAGGAUUUUAAAGACUCAGCCAGACAUCAACACUUUAGAGACUCAUCCUGUCAAAUCACUGCCGUUUCAGGCUCCUGGAAAAACGUUCGGUUGACUUUAAUGUUUUAAUAUAAUAAAGCAGACGCUUUGUUGAUUUAUCAGCUGCUAAGUCAUCCAUAUCCUGCUGUUCUGUUCUACCUUAGCCGGCAGCUUCAUACAGAAGCCCCAGUGGGACAUUUUAGCAAAAGAGUUUGAAUAACUAAAAGUUAUAAAGUAAAUGAAGUGAUUAUGAUUCACUAUAAGGCCAUUGUAAGGAGUAACACACUUAUGUGUUUGGGUGCUUUUAAAGCUUGAUAGACUACCCUACACUUUGACCAGAAUGAUGUGAAUUUCCAUAUAAAUAUGGAAAUCCAGUCUGAUUGGUCUUUGAAAGUUUAACCAGAAGAUUUAGAAAUCUUUGGUUAUUCAGGGAUUGAAAGACACUUCGUAUUAAUUCAAGAAGAGAGUCAAGUUUAUAAAAAGCAAGAAAUUUAUUUUCUAAACAAUUAAAAACAUGACAACUAGGACACUUUAUGUGACGAAUGGAUCUAAGUGGAUGGAAUGUGAGGGGUGAUGGUGUGUGAAUGUGAUGUUAUCAGAACCUCUCGUAUCUGAAGAAACUGAGUUCUGAGUGGGAGUGAAUUUGAUCUGCAUUAAACUAACAAAUUUGGUUCUUAUCAAAAACACAUCAGACGCAAUCUGUCGAGUCUACGUACCAGCUUGAAGACCCCCGUGGUAGAUCCGGAAUGUGUUGAGGUCCGGGGACCCCAGAGGGACCGAAGUCCGUAGAAGCAACCGCAGUGCCGACUAGACCGGUCUCGGGAUGUCUCCAGGUCACAACAGUUGUUAUUUGCGUCUUAGGAAUAACGCUUAAGGAGUUGAAGUUGGCUUAGCUUUGUUCUGAAGGAACCAUUUGCGGUCAGCUGUAGCUUGCAACAGGCUUUUUUGACAGUUUGUCAAAAGAUGCUCUGGUUUAAAGAGGUUUUGCCUUGGAUGGCCGGUCCAAAGCUUUCUCAAGAACUCACAAGAACUAGAACUAGAACUGACUCACGGUGAAGUGAGCUCUGUUUUAAUGAUUGUCAUAUUUUGAUUUACUAACAAAUCAGAAUUUGACACGUAGAAGGGUUUUUACCAACAAACCUCAGAAAACAUGCCCCUCGUCAGAUACAGGAGUUCUGAUUGGUGGAACAGAAAGCAAUGUGUCAGGUUAUUAGCUUAACCUUGUCAUCGUUACGUGUCUGUGUGUGAGCUGUCAGAGAUAGUGAUUCACUUGUUAAAUCUAACUUUACUGAUCAUAACAUAAUAAUAUUCAUUUCAACCACAGUAAUUUGAACACAGAUUAAUCAAAACAUUGUUAUUAUUCUUCAACCGUUAUUGUUCAUUAUAUGAUUCAAUUUUGAAAGUUCAUCAAUCUUGUGCUGUGAAUAAAAACCAGUCUAAGAUAAGAGUGAGCUUGGAGGGACCUUGGCCAAGUAACAGUAUCUUUCUUGCAGAUUAAAGCACCCGUUAAGACUUAUGUCUCCAAAUGACCCAAUACUGAAGAGGUGACCUGUAGAUGGAUAAACAGACCAUUUCCGGAAGUACACCAUACAAGAUUAAAAACUUAAUCUUGAAAAUGUGUUUUAAUAAGUUUGUUUGGGUUUUUGUUCAUUAUUAAAACUUUAAAAUGAUUUCUGUGUUCAUUAAACCUGAAUAAACUGGAUAAACAAAAUAUUUAGUUUCUUUCUCAUCUAAACCUCCCGAGCUGCCUCGCUACAUGAUUUUGUUCUUAAUUUUGCCAUAAAAGUGAGAAUUACAAACAUUUCAUGGUUUGAUCUAAUCUCUUCUUUUUAAAAGCAGCAGAAACUAAAAACAAAGCUGUUCAAAGUUUCAUUAAAACUUUUUAUGUCUGUGUGUAUUUUAAUUCUGCUGGAAUUUACAAAGCUUAAGAAAACUGAAAUCGUUGUUAAUACAUUUGCUUUGUGAGGUGAAAAUGUUGCAUUUAAAUGUGUUUUAAAGCUGAACAUCAUCAGAUUUUCUGUUUUCUUUGAAAGGUUUUGAUGUGUUGUUGUUUAGUUACAGGAAACAUAAAAUAAACUUUUCAUUUCAAACUA